AUGAUUCCUGCCCUUAAUGGUGUUGUUACAAAAACUGUUCUUCUCGUGCGACCGCGCUACGCACAACAGUUGGAGCUCCGCGCCCUUACAAAAUACAAAUUACACGAGGCCGGUUUUAUCAUCGUUCGUGAAGAGUACCGUCGGGUGAAUGAAGAGCUUGCUGAUAAAAUUGCCGUUCAGCUCGACCGCGCUGCCUUUCUUAGUGGCACGGCGGCUCCCGAAGAGGUGGAGGCAGUUAACGAGGGUGAUAGUGCCACAAAUGGCUCGCGGAUGUUCACACGCUCGCACGUUACAGUUGGCGCACAAGAACUUGUGGGGAAUGCGUACUUAUACGUCCUGGCCCAUCGGGAUUGCCACGCAGAGCUGCUUCGGUUCCUUGACCGCCUUUUUGCUGAUGAGGAUUACACAAUGCUGUUGAUGAGUAUUAACGAAGAGGGAAAGGAGGCAGGUUCAGCAGCGGGGUCAGCGGCCACUCAACAGCAGGGUGAUUCGCGCGGCCCGUCUAUUCAAUGCCCGCUAUUCUGCAAUGUCACAAGUGUCGCAGCAAAACAAGUUGUUCAACUGCUAUUUCCACGUAUGCUUGUCCACGAUGUGCCGAACCGUACGGUAACGCGUGAGUAUGUGCAGGCGGAGUUGAAGAACGCGUUGAUGCCUGCGCUCGUUGAGCUGUCGAGAGCAAAACCAGAAAACCCCAUCCGGUGGUUAGCUGAGCGAUUGUUGAAUACAAACGUGCGGGCUCCUCCACUAAUAUCCGCAGCUAACGGCGAUACUGAGGUUACAGAACAGUAG
Trypanosoma brucei brucei TREU927 is the source of this 789-nucleotide messenger RNA. RefSeq lists its product as hypothetical. The transcript has a single exon. The record is from RefSeq and is a predicted model, not a curated record. Lineage: Eukaryota; Euglenozoa; Kinetoplastea; Trypanosomatida; Trypanosomatidae. The coding region runs from base 1 to 789 and encodes 262 amino acids.